GAACGGAAAGGAUCUAGUAUGACUAUGCAGUUUUAACCUGAGCAACUGGCAAAUGGAGUUCCUCUUUACUGAAAUGGGAAAGAAGAGAGGAAGAGCCAUUGUGGGCACAUGGUGGGAAAUCAAGUUCAGUUUUAGACAUGCUAUGAUGGAGGUAUCUAUUGGGCAUUUAAGUGAAGAUGACAAGUAGCCACUUAGAUAUUCAAGUCAGGAACCCCAGGAGGAAGUCAGAGCUGAGAGUCCUCGCUGUGCAAACUGAAUACAAGACCAUGAGACUGGUUGAAAUUUAUGAGAGAGUGAGCGUGGAGACAAGAGAGGAGGUAUAAGGACUGAGGAAGAGGGAGGAGGCUUGGAUGUUUAGUCUGGCAAAGGGUAAGAGCCAGCAAGGAGACCAAGAAGGAGCAGCCAGAGAGAGAUAGAGAGAAAAUCAGGAGCGUGUGGCAUCUAUAAGCCAAGUGGUUUCCAGGACAGAGUGAUCAGCCUGUCUAAAGCUGUUCAUAGGUCAAAAUGAGAUCUGAGAACUGACCACUGGAUUUAGCAACAUGGAGGUCAUUGGUGAAUUUGUGAAAGACAGUUUUGUGGAAUGAUGGAGUCUAAAGUAUGAAGCAGGAAAGGACAGAAUGGGAGGUAAGGACAGGACGAUGUGGACUACAGAUUGCUCUUCCAAGAGUUUUGCUGUGUGGGGAAGCAGAGAAAAGGAGCAGAAGGUGGAGGGGGCAGUGGGGGCAAGAAAUGUCUACCAGUUGCCAUCGAGAGGGUUCCUACUCAUGGUGACCCCACUUGUGUCAAAGUAGAACUGUACUCCAUAGGAUUUUCAAUGGCUGAGUUUUCAGAAGUGGAUAGCCAGACUUUUCUUUCACGGUGCUUCUGAGUGAACUCAAACCUUUAACCUUUCUGGGAUGGGAUGCACUUGGUUAGCAGCAGAGUACAUUCAAGGUCUGCACCACCCAGGGACUCCAAGAGAUUUUUAGGUGGGAGCUAUUACAGCAUACUUGUGAACCACUGACAAGGAUCCAGUGGAGAGGAGCUGCGGGUGUGACAGGAAAGAGAGGAGACACUAAUUGAAGCCAGGUCAUUGAAAGGUGACAUCCAGAGCCAAGUGUUAUGUUCAGGGCUUUACCUGCCAAGAGGUUGGAAGGGCAGGAUUUGAGCAAUCAGAAAAAGGUGGCCUAGCAAUAGGGCAGAUAAUGAAGGAGCUGCAGUUGAUAAGGGCUUUGACAGUCUUCUCCUCCUUCUCUGGGAUUCAAAGGUUUCUUCUAUGAAGCUUGUUCCUCCCAGGGUAGGGCAGGGAGGCCCUGAGACUGGGCUGGGUGUGGCACCUCCACGCUUGCACAACCUUGGGCUGCCACAAAAGCUUGUGGGUUCCUGGGGUUACAGCAGUGCUCGGUGACACAGCUGGAGCCAGACAGAGGGGCCGGCAUGGUGGAAUUCGCGCCCCUGUCUGUGCCGUGGGAGCGCAGGCUGCAGACACUGGCAGUCCUGCAGUGGGUCUUCUCCUUCCUGGCCAUGGGCCAGAUCUGCACCGUGGUCUUCAUAGGCCUCCUGUUCACAAAAUUCUGGUUCCUCGCUGUCUUAUAUGCAACCUGGUGGUACCUGGACUGGGACACGCCACAGCAAGGGGGCAGGCCCAUCAAGUUCAUAAGACGCUCGGUCAUGUGGAAGUACAUGAAGGAUUAUUUCCCCAUUUCGCUGGUCAAGACUGCUGAGCUGGACCCCUCCCGGAACUAUCUUGCUGGCUUCCACCCCCAUGGGGUCCUGGCCGCCGGGGCCUUUACCAACCUGUGCACCGAGAGUACGGGCUUCCAUACCCUCUUCCCCGGUAUCCGCCCCCAUCUGAUGAUGCUGAGCUUGUGGUUCCGGGCCCCCUUCUUCAGGGAUUACAUCAUGGCCGGGGGGCUGGUUGCAUCAGACAAGGAGAGUGUUGAUCAUUUGCUGAGCAGGAAGGAAGGCGGGAACCUGCUGGCCAUCAUUGUAGGGGGCUCUAAGGAGUCAUUGGAUGCCAGACCUGGAGCCUACAGGCUGCUGCUGCGGAACCGCAAGGGCUUCAUCAAGCUCGCUCUGAUGCAUGGGGCAGCUCUGGUGCCCAUUUUCUCCUUUGGGGAGAAUGAACUGUUUGACCAGGUUAAUAACCCUCCUGGCUCCUGGUUGCGUUGUGUCCAGAACCAUCUGCAGAAGGUCAUGGGCUUUGCCCUCCCACUUUUCCACGGCCGUGGUGUCUUCCAGUACAGCUUUGGCCUCCUACCCUACCGCCGGCCCAUCACCACCGUGGUGGGGAAGCCCAUAGAGGUGCAGAAGACACUGCAACCCUCCCAGGAAGAGGUGGACCACCUGCACCAGCGCUACAUCAAGGAGCUGUGCAACCUCUUUGAGGCCCAUAAGCUCAAGUUCGACAUCCCCAUUGACCAGCACUUGGAGUUCUGCUGAGCAUCAAAGGGCAGGCCACAGCCAUGGAGGGCAUUGGGGCUCCCAGCUAGAGGUGCCGUGAUCUGAGAAGGCUUCUUAGAGGUGUUGGUUGAACAUAUCUCCAGAGCCUUCCCACACCCCUGCAAAUUCAACCCAUGCCAGGCUCUAAAUCGGAGCUGGCAACGUGGGAGAGGAGACGACUCUGGCACCCAUGAUUUGCCCUCCUGAUAUGAAAACUCUCCAAGUCUCUCCCUUUCCUUGGACUCCAUCUGCUCAUCUGUGAAGUGGGAGAGGAGACUGGAAGAGAAUGAUUUCUGAGGUCCUUAGUUGCGAUGUCACUCAAUGGGCAGAGAAAAGAGAGCAGCGAAUGAUCACUGGAGUUUUCUUCCUCUAACCUUGAGUGAAAAGUUCCUGGAUGGCACCAACGGUUAAGCUAGCUUAAAAGUUGGCAAUUCGAACCCACCCAGGGGCACCUCAGAAACAGGUCCAGCAAUAUGCUUCUGAAGUUCACAGCCUUGAAAACCUUAUGGAGCCCAGUUCUACUCUGCACACUUGGGGUCGCCAUAAGUCAGAAUGGACUGGAUAGCAACUAAUAAUAACAACAACUGCUUGAGUCAUAGCACCAAAGAAGCCACGAGCUCUAGCCUCUUCUACAAACCCCCUCAUCCUGCAACCUGUCCCAGCUCCUCCCUCCCCAAACUGGACAGGAGGGGACAGCCAUUAAGCCCUGCACUCCCUUUGGAGUUUCUGACUCCUCUGAGCUACGAAGUGACAACCAGAGGGGUCUAGAAUGGGGCUAAGGAGACCUGAGCCCUUCCUAUGAGCGUCAGUUUCCCUGACUGGCUGAGGCGACCUCUGAGUCUCAGCUCUAACACUGUAUAGCUGAGAGCUCCAUGGGGACCUCUUAGUCAUCCUAUGUGACUUCAGCCCCUGACCUUGAUACAAAAGGGGGGCUCAAUAAACGUCAGCUCAAUAGAUGAAGAGAUUCUAUUUUAGUCCUCCUUUCUCCCUCCCUACACCCCAACCAAGGAGCCCUCAUGGUGAAAUGGUUAAGCACUCAGCUGUUAAUGGAAAGGUCAGCGGUUUGAACCCACUAGCAGCUCCAUGGGAGAAAAUACCCGGUGAUCUGCUCCCAUAAAGAUUACAUCCCGGAAAACCCUAUGGGGCAGUUCUACUCUGUCCUAUAGGAUUGCUGUGAGUCAACGUUGACUCAAGAGCACACAUCAACAACAACAAUACUCCUCAACCACGGGAAUGGUCAAAGUCUCAUCUUUGACCCCUGGCCUGGCUCUGAGCCUUGUCUCAAUCUUCCUGGAAGCUGGAUCAGAUUGGGCCCAAGGAUAUCCCAUUGACCCCUUCCUGAUCCAUCAACCUCAAGUGAACCACCUCUGGCCCUCUUCUGUUGGGAGAAAAAGGGGAAAGGAUAUGUUAAAAGGCAGAGCAGGCCAGCACAGAGAACGAAGACUGCAUAUGAAGUGUGUGUUAAUAUGUAUCUGCAGAGGGGGUGAGGCAGGGCCAAAUGCCCUGACUAGAAGCGUCGUGGAUUCCUAGGUUUGGGUCGUGGAUCCCUGUAGCCCUUGUUCUCCUCUCUACCUUCCAGACCCUUCUCUUCAGGAGUUGGCAGUGAGGGGACAGGGGGCGAUGGGGCAGGACCAGAACUUGUGAAUCACCCUAACCUUCCAGCAGUGAAGCAGAGUGUUUUCCCUCCAGGAGCCAGUCACACAAAACUACAACAUGGGGGGCAUUUUGAGAAGUGUAAAUUUGGGUUCAAAUCCUGGUCCACCUCUUGUUAGCAGCCGCUUCACCUCCAAACAUCAGUUUUGUAAUCUGAGAACUAGGGAUUGCAACAUUCACCCCUGGUUGUGUGCAUUUCCCCAGAUGAGAAGUCACUUCACAUCUUUACAGAAUGAUGUACGUGUAAAUGAAUCAUCAGAUGAUAAAGGCACAGGGUAUCUUGAAGGUGCCUACUAUUAGCCUGUCAGACCGUAGAGUAGAAAGGUCACAAGAGAAGCAGGAAUGAAGAAGGGGUUAGAGGAGGGAGCAGUGGUUUUCAGCUGAGGGGAAGGCUUGGAGGAAUGGCAAGAUUUGCCAAGAAGAUCCACAAUUCCCCAUAUUACUUAUCUAGCGCUGUGUAACAGACCACCCUGGAAUUUAAUGGCGGAACCAGCAACGAUUUAUUAUUUCUCACAAUUCUGUGGGUUGGUUAGAUGGUUCUUCUUGGGUCUUCCCUGGGCCCUCAUGCAGCCGCGUUCAGCUGACUAGACAGCUGGCGCUGGGGCAUUUGGGGUGGCUGGAACUGCUGGGCUCUUCUUUCCACGUGGGCAUCAGGCCCCUAUUUGUGCUGACUGGGCUUUUGACAUUCGGUGAUGGUUGGGUUCCAAAAGAACGAGAGCCAAGUUGGCGAGGCCUCUCAAGUCCUGGGCUGUACAAAGUGCACAGCAUUAUUCUAGUGGCCAGUGCAAGACACCAGCCAGCCCAGAGUCAAGUGUGAGGAAUAGACUCCGCCUCUGGAUGGGAAUAGCAGCAAAGUCCUGUUACAAAAGGACGUGGACACAUGGGACUCUCGUGGUCAUUUCUGCAAAUAAUCCACCAAAAGUUUAUAAAAUGAAAACCUAUAGCAGAACCUUCUCCCCUUCUAUCCUCUGACACACGCACAUACCCCGGAAUUACCCAUGUGGCCAUAAUAAAAGCCAUAGUUUAUCCAAAGGGUCCCAGCUCAGCCUCCACAUCUCUGCCCCUGUCUCUGUCUUGCUCUCCACGAUUCAUCCUUCAUGGGGCAGCCAGAGUGAGCUGUCUAAAGCACAAAGCUGACCUCGCCACUCCCCUACUCAAAAUCCCUCUAUGGAUCUGUAGUGCUCCUAGGAGAGAAUUUGUAUCUGUCUGGGUCCCAGCAGGAACCAGAUGGCAUAUUCCGAUUAGGGUAAUUUGAGAUGGGAUUAAUAAAGCAACAAUUGUCUGAAGUGAGUGUAGAGUGCAGGAAACCACAAAGGAUGGAGCAGUAACCCAGGGCUGUGGCAGUGGGGCGAGGCACUGCUACCACCCUAAGGCCUGGGAGGACAAGGAGAGGCAGCAGGUACCUGAACCCAGGAAAGAGUCACAUGCAGGGGGGACAUCAUCGGUCAAGGGGUGCAUUGUUGGUCCAGGUGAUCCUGCAGGGAAGGAGCUGGAAUGAACAUUCCUACUACACUGUCCUCCCUCUGUUCAAUCCCCUACCAAGGCUCCCAUUAUCUGAAUCCACUUGGAAGCUAGAGGGCACCGUGAGGGCCUGUGGCUGCAGUCCAUGCAGAUAGGUCUCCCAGGGCAGAGAGAAGGGUGGAGAUGGGUGGUGAGUGAAUCUGAAGACGUCCACCUCUAAGCCCAAGCUUCUUAACCUGGUUCAUCACUCUCCACCAUCAGGCCCCAGUUCUGUCCAGCCCCCUGUAUCUUCUUCCUUUACCCGUAUGUACUGGUCAUCCGGAACCAUUUGCAGUUCACUCUGCAGUUCUCUCUCACCUCUGUGCCUUUACCCCUGCUGUUCCCUCUGCUCGGAAUGUCAUCUCUCCUACCCCACCUCACCGUCUGGGUAAUUCCUGCGUCCUUCAGUACAGGUUUCACCUAUUCAGGGAAGGCUUCCCUGAUCCCCGUGGUUGAGAUUGGGGUUUCCUCUGGGCUGUCAAGACUUCUUCUUCAUCUGCCAUAGCAUUCGGCACCCUGGGUGGUCCCGGUUUCAGUAACAACAUGCACUGAUGCCCCUGCUUCCCGUGCCCUCCCCCAGCCUACUCACAUACACCACCUGAGUCAUCUCACUAAAACAAAACCAAACUCCCUGAAACAGUCUCCUCUGCUUCAGGAGAAGGUCUAAACGCCUCCUCAUUCUGGUGUUCAAGGCCUUUCAUCAUCUGUCCCAUAGGCUUCACUAGCCUCACCUCCUGGACCUUCUUCUCCUCACCCCUGUCACCCUUCACUGUUCUCCGAAGGCCGGCUGCCCUAGCACUUGCUGUGUCUUAGGGCAAGCUGUUCCCUUUCCCUAGAAUAUCUCCUCCUUGACCUGGUAAACAUCACUUGCCCCCAAAGAUCACCUCCUUGGUCAAACCCAGCACACCCCACCCACCCUCAAAUCCUGCCCUUCCACACCCUUUUCUAAGUCAGAGUUGGUUACCCCUCUUUGGGGCUAACUUUAGGGGUAAAGGGGCCAUGGUCAUUAAUGAGUGAGCAGAGGCUCCUCUGUCUCCCCAUGGACUAGGAAUCCCCGAGGGCCAACACUGUAUCUUUGUUGCCUUCAGCUCCCACCCCAGCACACAGCACAGGACCUGCUUCUUUGAGUCCAGCACACCCUAGGCCUGAGGCAGGGGUGAAGGAGAAGACCCAAGCUUUGCUUUUGGAAGUGAUUGUAUUAGUUAUCUACUGCCGUAUAAUAAAUUACUCUAAAACUAAAACUAGGCAGCUUUAAACAAUAAAUAUUUAUUAUCUCACGGUUUCUAAGGAUCAGGAAUCUGGGAGUGACUUAGUCAGGUGGUUCUAGUCAGGGUUUCUCAAAGGUAGCAGCCAAGCUGUUGUCUGGGGCUGAAGUCUCAGAAAACUUGAUUGGGGCUGGAGGAUCUCCUUUCAAGUUCAUAAUGUGGCUGUUAGUAGGAGGCUUCUGUUUCUCAUCACUUAGGCCUCUCCAUAGCGCUGCUCAUGACAUAGCUUCUCCCAGAAUGAGUGAUCUGAGACAGGGAUAGAGUGGGAUAGAGAAGAUAGAAAAAGAGAGAGAGGUCUUUUAUAACCUAGUCUGUGAGUCACACACCAUCAAUUCUGGCCUUAUUCUAUUGGUUAGAUGUGGAUCACUAAGUCCAGCUCACAAGCUAUACAAGGGUGGGAAUGACAGAGGUGGGGAUCACUGGGGCUAUCCUAGAAGCUGGCUACCACAGUGACAGAGGGCGAACUCUGAGAGAUGAGCCUGGGCCACACCAAUGCUAUGUACUACUGAAAGAGGUGGCUUGCUUAUAGGACAGAGGCUAAGUUGGCAUAGAAAGGGUACCCAGAUGGGUGGGGACAACAAUCGAGCAAAGGGUUGGAGGUGAGAAUGAUGAGCUGCUCCCUGGCUUGACCAGGAUGUAGUACAAGGUGGCUGUAUUUGUUUUCUAGGGGUGCUUUAACAAAGUAUCACAGACUGUGUGGCUUAGAACAGCAGAAAUUUAUUCUCUCAUAGUUCUAGAGGCUAGAAGGUUGAAAUUAGGGUGUCGGCCAUGUUGAUUCCUUGUGAGGGCUCUGAGGAAGAAUCUGUUCCAUGCCUCUU
Loxodonta africana (African savanna elephant) is the source of this 7657-nucleotide messenger RNA. Its product is annotated as diacylglycerol O-acyltransferase 2. Gene Ontology annotation, cellular component: endoplasmic reticulum membrane. The transcript is spliced from 6 exons. The record is from RefSeq and is a predicted model, not a curated record. Gene Ontology annotation, molecular function: diacylglycerol O-acyltransferase activity; 2-acylglycerol O-acyltransferase activity. Gene Ontology annotation, biological process: triglyceride biosynthetic process; diacylglycerol biosynthetic process. NCBI's taxonomy places the organism in Eukaryota, Metazoa, Chordata, Mammalia, Proboscidea, Elephantidae. The coding region runs from base 1417 to 2421 and encodes 334 amino acids.